Messenger RNA from Nycticebus coucang (slow loris), 6246 nucleotides. It is a transcript of the gene TCOF1, whose product is annotated as treacle ribosome biogenesis factor 1. NCBI's taxonomy places the organism in Eukaryota, Metazoa, Chordata, Mammalia, Primates, Lorisidae. The record is from RefSeq and is a predicted model, not a curated record. Gene Ontology annotation, molecular function: protein binding. Bases 49 to 4353 code for a protein of 1434 amino acids. The transcript is spliced from 26 exons.
GACUGACGGGGGGCGUGCAGGUGAGCUCACCGGCCUGGGUUCGCUGGCAUGGCAGAGGCCAGGAAGCGGCGGGAGCUGCUUCCCCUGAUCUACCACCAUCUGCUGAAGGCGGGCUAUGUGCGUGCGGCGCGGGAAGUGAAGGAGCAGAGCGGCCAGAAAAUUUUCCUGGCUCAGCCUGUAACCCUUCUGGACAUCUAUACAUACUGGCAGCAAACCUCAGAACUUGGCAAGAAGCAGAAGGCAGAGGCCGAUGCGGCACUGCAAGCCAAGAACCGUGUGUCGGACCCCAUUAGCAGCUCGGAGAGCUCUGAAGAGGAGGAGGAGGCAGAAGCUGAAACUGCCAAAGCCACCCCAAAACUAGCAUGUACCAACUCCUCUGUCAUGGGCACGGAUUUGCCAUCAAGCGUGAAAGAAAAAGCCAAGGCAAAGACCGAGGCAGCUGGCAAGACGGGGAACUCUAUGCCAAACCCUGCCUCUGUGAAGACAGUGGCCCACCUCCUCUCUGGAAAGUCACCUAAGAAGUCAACUGAACCCUCAGCAAAUACUACCUUGGUCUCAGAAACUGAGGAGGAGGGCAGUGUUCCAGCCAUUAGAGCUGCUGCCAAGCCUGGGAUGGUGUCAGCAGGCCAGGCCGACAGCUCCAGCGAGGACACCUCCAGUUCAAGCGAUGAGACGGACAUGGAGGUGAAACCCUCGGUAAAACCAGCCCAGGUCAAAGCCUUGACUGUCCCUACCAAGAAGCCUCCAGCAAGAGGGGCAGCCCCAACCCCUGGGAAGGUGGGGGAUGUGACAGCCCAGGUCAGAGAAGGUGCCCCUACUGCAGCUAGGACAGCCAAGAAGCCAGAAGAGGAGUCAGAGAGUAGCGAGGAGGAGUCUGAAAGUGAAGAGGAAGCCCUCACAGGGACACCCAGACAGGUAAAGGCCUCUGAGAAAAUUCUUCAGGUUAGAGCUGCUUCAGCCCCUGCCAAGGGGACCCCAGGGAAAGGGCCCACCCUAGCACCCUCUGGGAAGGCAAGGCCUAUAGCCACUCAGGCCAAGGCAGGGAAGCCAAAGAAGGACUCAGAAAGCAGUAGCGAUGAGGAUUCGGACAGUGAGGAGGAGACACCAGUUGCCAAGGCCCCGCUUCAGGCAAGGCUCUCAGAGAAGCCUCCCCAGGUCAGAGCUGCCUCAGCCCCUGCCAAGGAGUCCCCUAGGAAAGGGGCUGCCCCCACCCUACCUGGAAAGACAGGGCCUGCAGCUGUCCCGGCCCAGGUGGAGAAGCAGGAGGAAGACUCAGGGAGCAGCAGUGAGGAGUCGGACAGUGAGGGGGAGGCCCCAGCAGCUGCGAGCCCAGUCCAGGCAAAGCCCUUGGGGAAAAACCCCCAAGUGAGACCUGCCUCCAUCAUGGGCGUGGGGCCCUCUGGGAAAGGUGCCAUCCCAGUAUCCCCUGGGAAGGCAGGGACCACAGCCCCCUUGGCCCAGGUGGGGAAGAAGGAGGACCCAACAAGCAGCAGUGAGGAGUCGGAUAGUGAGGAGGAGGCGCCCAUGGCCGCGUCUCUGACCCAGGCAAAGCCGUUGGGGAAAACCCCCCAGGCCAAAUCUGCUUCGGGUCCUGCCAGGGGGCCCUUGGGAAAAGGGACUGUUCCAGUAACCCCUCAGAAGGCAGGGCCUGUGGCCACCCCGGUCAAGGCUGAAAGCUCUAAGGAAGACUCAGAGAGCAGUGAAGAGUCGUCUGAGAGUGAGGAUGAGGCACCAGCAGCCAUGCCUCCAGCUCAGGCAAAACCAGCUCUAAAAACUCAGACCAAGGCCUCCCCAAGGAAAGGUGGCACUCCUGGUACCCUCACAUCUGCCAAGGUCACCCCUGUGGGUUCUCAAGCCCCCAAGAAAGGAGCAGGAUCUUCUCCAGCUACGGCCAAGAGUGCCCAGAGACCGGAGGAGGACUCUUCCAGCAGCGAGGAGUCAGAGAGUGAAGAAGAGGAGACAGCCCGUGUGGCAGCAGUAGGACAGGCAAAGUCUGUGGGGAAAGGCCUCCAAGUGAAAGCUGCCUCUGUGCCCCCCACGGGGCCUUCAGUCCUCCCUGGAAAGAUGGAACCUGUGGUCACCCGGGUCAAAACUGAGACGCAGGAAGACUCUGAGAGCAGUGAGGAGGAUUCAGACAGUGAGGAUACAGCCCCAACUCUAGCACAGGUAAAGGCCUCAGUGAAAACCCCUCUGGCCAAAGCUAACCCAGCUUCCACCAGAGUGUCUUCAGCCAAAGGGGCAACCUCAGCUUCUGGAAAAGGUGUCACCACAGCUGCUCAAUCCAAACAGGGGUCCAAAGCCAAGGCAAAGACACCAGCAAGAACCCUCCAGAACAGUGCCACAUCAGUGAGGGGCCAGGCAUCUAUGCAAAGUGUGGGGAAAGCAGGGGCUACAGCAGCACAGGCCCAGAUGGGGCCAGGGGAGGAGGACUCAGAGAGCAGUGAGGAGGAGUCAGACAGUGAGGAGGAGGUGCCAGCUCAGGCAAAGCCUUUGGGGAAGACCACCCAAGUCAGAGCUGUGUCAGCACUUGCCAACGAGUCUCCUAGGAAAGGCGCUAUCCCCACGCCCUCUGGGAAGACAGGGCCUGCAACCACCCAGGCCCAGAUGGGAAAGUGGAAGGAAGACUCGGGGAGCAGCAGUGAGGAGUCAGACAGUGAGGGCGAGGCCCCAGCGGCCGUGACCCCAGCCCAGGUCUUGUCCCCUCAAAAGAAUGGUAACUUGAAAACUGCUGGAAGCAAGACCCUGGCCCCAGCACCCCCAGACAAGAAUGCAGAGGGGUCCUCAGAGAGCAGUGACGAAGAGCUGCCGCCAAGCCAGGUGAUUAAAACCCCUCUGAUUUUUGUCGACCCUAAUCGUAGUCCAGCUGGCCAAGCUGCUACCCCCGCACAAGCCCAGGCUGCGAACACCCCGAGGAAGGCCCGGGCCUUGGAAAGCACAGCCAAGAGUUCCUCAUCCGAGAGCGAGGAUGAGGAUAUGAUCCCUGCUACGCAGUGCUCAACUUCUGCCAUUAGAACCAACAUGACUGUGCCCACUGCUCAUCCAAAGACAGUCCCCAAAACCAGUGUUGCUGGAGCCCGCAGCAGCAAGAAACAGGAGGGAUCAAUUGCUCAGGUUGACAGUGCUGUGGGAACAGUCCCUGUGACAGGUCCCCAGAGCACCCCUGUCCAGGCUGGAGUGACCAACAAUCUCAAAAAACCUAAGCUUCCUGAGGGACAGCAGGCCACAGCCACUCCCUUGGGAUACCCCAAGGCCAAAGCCCCUGGGAGCUCAGAUGACAGCGAGGACAGCAGCAACAGCUCUUCAGGGAGUGAGGAAGAUGCUGAAGGGCCCCAGAUGACCAAAUCAGCCCACCGGCCAGUAGGUCCAGCCACCUCCAUCAGGGAGACCUUGGUGGAAGAGACCACAGAAUCAAGCGAGGAUGAGGUGGUGGCACCUUCCCAGUCUCUCCUCUCAGGUUAUGUGACCCCUGGACUAACCCUAGCCAAUUCCCAGGCCUCAAAGGCAACUCCCAGGCCGGACUCCAACCCCUCAGUUUCAUCUACUCCAGCCACCAAAGGUAACACAGAUGUCAAGCAGGAGACAGAGCCCCAACAAACAGCAGGCACCAUGUCCCCUAAAACAGGCAGAAAAGAGGCUGCUUCAGGCACCACUCCUCAGAAGCCCCGGAAGCCCAAGAAGGGGGCCGGGAACCCCCAAGCCUCAACAUUGGCAUUGCAGAGUGACAUUGCCCAGCGUCUCCGGGGAGAGCACUGGCCUCUGAGCGAUGCCCAAGUGCAGGCCUCGGUGGCGAAGGUCCUUGCAGAGCUGCUGGAGCAGGAAAAGAAGAAGGCCAUGGAUGCCACCAAGGAGAGCGGCAAGAAGAGCCACAAGCGGAAGCUGUCAGGAGAUCAGCCGGCUCCCAAGGCUCCCAAGAGCAAAAAGAAGAAACAGCUGGCCUCUGGGGAAGGUGGGCAGGACACUGUGUCCCCAGAAAAGGCCUCCAUGACUUCCAAGGGGAAAGCAAAGAGAGACAAAGCAAGUGGUGAUGUCAAGGAGAAGAAGGGGUCUCCUGGCUCCCAGGGGGCCAAGGACAAGCCAGAAGGGGAGCUUCGAAAGGGGGUGGUGAAGGUGGAGGGUAGAGAUCAAAGCAACCCAAAGAUGAAGAAAGAGAAGAAAAAAUCUGACAAAAAAAAAAGGACAAGGAAAAAAAGGAAAAGAAGAAGAAAGCAAAAAAGAACUCAACCAAAGACCCUGAAUUACCAUUUCAGAAGAAAAAGAAGAAAAAGAAGAAGACAGCAGAGCAGAGUGUGUGAGGGUCACGGGCACAAGGCGCAGGGAUCUCUGAGCCGAGUGGUGACCACCCUAUGCCUCUGACCUCGGACUACUUUUGCCCACCAUGGGUUGGAACUGAAUUUUUAACUUCUCCUUCCGUAGAAGAUGAUGGGUGGCUGCAAGGUCCCCAUGCUGGCCAAGCCAGUGAGCCUUUAGAGAGACUGGUCCCAGGAAGAUGUGGCCCAGCUCCCAUGACCUUGCCCUGCCCGCCCCCAACAUAGGAUGCUUCAUAUAGAUGUGUACAGUAUAUAUAUAUAUUUUUUAUAUAACCUGCCUCUCCCCCAACAAACUCAAAUUGAUGUCCAAGGCCUUAGGACUUUCCACCCAAGAAAGUCUCUGCAGACCCAGCUAGGCCCAGCCUGCAGCUCGUCUCAUGCCACAUGGUCUCAGCUCAUCCUGAGGCUUUGUCCUCCUCCUGUCAAUUUUUUCAGUUGUGUUGUUGUUUUUCAUUUGUUUUGUUUGGCUGGGUUUUGUUUUGUUUUUUAAGAACUCAAAAAAUAAAGACUUGCAGGAAAAGUGCUGGUUUCCAAUGUUCCUAGGCAAACGCAUUGAUGGCUUACAUUUGGAAGGGACAAUGUGGCCGACACCCAGCCUUCCUCCUUGACGGCGUUUCAAGGCUCUGGGAUACUAUGGCAGGUGGGAUGGGCAGUUUGCCAGAAAAAGACUCAAGGAAGCACCCAGGGGGCUGCAUUGCUGGGGAAGGCAUCGUGGAAGAAGUGGCCGCUGAGCUAAAAAAAGGGUCAUGGUUGGUCCACCAAAUCCCUAAUAAAUAGCCAAAGGGGACAUUAGGAGCCACCUUUUGGAAUAACUACUUUGGGUGGCAGAUUCUUGAGGAAUAUAGGGGAAGGAAGCUGCAGGAGCAGGAAAGCCAGGGAGGAGUGAGUUGUCCUCAUGUCCAGGUAAUGAUGGGAGCAAAGGCAAGAAGUGGAUGACCUGGAAAGACAUGUCAGGUGAUGUCCACAGGACCUGGCAAUGGCAUGGGUGUGGAUGGGGGCGGGUAGCAAAGGAUGUCUCUUGCUGUUCCAACCUGGAAAUACAAAGGCCCACUUCUUGGGCCCAGAGUAGUGUGGAGUACCAGAGGUCCUAGAGAUUUCUCCAACACUUUUAGCCUCUUGUUAGAGACAGCCACAGGCAGUGCAGAACGCUGGGCUGGAGGUCUUGGUGACUCAGUGGCACCCAGCUGCAUCCUUGGCCCAGGGACUUAGGCACCUGGCCCUCCCCCAGUAGCCUGUUGAUUUAGAACAGGCUGGAGAAUGCUGUCCUCAUUGAACCAUGCCAAGUCUUUAAACUUAAAAACGGAACAACUUUACUGAAGUUUUUACUUUCUGGCUCCUCUUCAAAGCUCAACAGAUCUGAGAAUAGGGGGCCUGCGCUUCAUCAUGGCAGCAGCCAGUGAGAGCUGGAGAGCAGCUGGCUCCUCAGGCACACAUGAGCACCCAGUUCUCCACAGUCCCCCACUUCCUGUCCAUUCCCUGACCGGGGCGCUGCAUCAGUUGCCAUCUGUCAUUGCACUCACACUGUUCUUAGUAUAGAAAUGAAAUUGGGGACAUGGAAAAGUGAAAGCUUGACCAAGAGAAGCGUGUGCUUUAAAAAGCCUAGGCAAGGGCCUGUUUCUUUUUGCAAGUAAAGAGUAUUUGUGUGUGUUAAACAUGCACCCUGGCCAGGUGUGGUAGCUUACGCCUGUAAUCCCAGCACUCUGGAAGGCUUAGGCGGAUAGAUUACCUGAGGUCACAGGUUCAAGACCAGCCUGAACAAGAGAAGACCCCAUCUCUAAAAAUAGCUGGGCAUUGUGGCGGGUGCCUAUAGUCCCAGCUAUUCAGGAGGCUGAGGCAAGAGAAUCGCUUGAGCCCAAGAAUUGAGAAUUGCUGUGAGCUGUGAUGCCACAGCACUCUACCAAAGGUGACAAAGUGAGACUCUGUCUCAAAACAAACAAAA